Molecule: messenger RNA, 2011 nt
Organism: Nothobranchius furzeri (turquoise killifish)
Lineage: Eukaryota; Metazoa; Chordata; Actinopteri; Cyprinodontiformes; Nothobranchiidae
Product: indoleamine 2,3-dioxygenase 2
Biological process (GO): 'de novo' NAD+ biosynthetic process from L-tryptophan
Cellular component (GO): cytoplasm
Molecular function (GO): heme binding; indoleamine 2,3-dioxygenase activity; metal ion binding
Source: RefSeq, a predicted model, not a curated record
GUUUAACAAUUGAUAUCUUUGAGUCAGGCUCACAGAGCAAUUUUCUUUUCAAAGCCAAGCUGGAGUACAGAGCAGAGCAUAUGGAGACGAACUACAGAGAGACACUGCAGGCGGACUUUGAUGCAUUUGAUUUAUCUGAAGAGCUGGGAUUUAUCCUUGAGGAGCCACUGACUCACCUUCCAGACUAUUAUCGCGUGUGGUUGGACUUGGCAAAUAAUCUGACACAUUUAAUAGAGUCACGCAAGCUACGAGAUCGGGUUCAUAAGAUGCCAGUUUUGAGUCCCCAUCUGCUGAGUAACCAUCGGGAGCUCAGACUAGCACACUUGGCCCUGGGGUUCAUCAGCAUGGGAUACGUGUGGCAGGAGGGACAACAAGCACCUGGUCAGAUUCUCCCAAAAGCACUGGCCUGGCCUUACUGGAACAUUUCUCGCAGACUUGGACUUCCGCCCAUCUUGACCUACGCAGAUUCAGUUUUAGCCAACUGGAAGUUAAAGGAUCCCACUGGGGACAUGGAAAUUGGGAACAUGGACCUGAUAUUUUCCUUUCCUGGUGGGGAAAGCUGCAGGGGAUUUUUUAUGGUGUCAUUACUGGUGGAGAUGGCUGCCAGUUCAGGCAUAACGGGGGCCCUGGAGGUGAUGCAUGCCAUGAAAGUCUCAGAUCUUAUCGGCAUACAGAAGGGUCUAAUCAAAGUGACGCAGUCUUUGAAGAAGAUGAAGGAAACUUUCCAACUCAUGCACAAUCAUGUGGAGCCAGCUGCAUUUCAUGGAACACUGAGAAUUUUUCUCUCGGGGUGGCGAGAUAACCCCAUGCUUCCAAGAGGGGUGCUGUACGAAGGAGUCAGCAAUGAGCCCAUUUCCCUAUCGGGUGGAAGUGCAGCCCAGAGUUCCUCAAUUCAGUGCUUUGAUGCUUUGCUAUGCGUCCAGCACGAGGGUGAGACAGGAGACUUCCUGACACGCAUGAGAGAUUACAUGCCUCCUGCACACCGUCAGCUGAUAGAAACUCUGUCUGUGUGUCGGUCACUGCGAGACUUUGUCAUUAAGUCUUCCAGCUCCGACCUCUACCAGGCCUACAACUCCUGCGUCUCGGCCCUGGCUGAUUUACGGAGCUACCACCUUAAUACUGUUGCCAAGUAUGUCAUUGUGCCAGGAAACCAAGUCCGAUCUAUGGGCUGCCCCCUCAGGGGGGUGGGCUCUGCUCUCAACACUACCGGGACUGGAGGGUCCAAUGUUAUGGUCUUCCUCAAGAGCGUUCGUAACACCACCCAGAAAGCACUAAUCUUAGAGAGACCAACGACAUCAAGAGAAACAAAGAUGUGAUCCUUUUUUUACACCCUAAUGUCUUGUACACAUGCUAAUAUUUUAUGCACUAUUUGUUUAUACGGUUCUAUUUAUGAAAUAUUUACUAAAAAUGAUAGCUAGAGAUUUUGCUGGGACCAAUGCUAGUCAGUUGUGGUGUUUUUGAAGUCCCCUCACCGCUGCAAUGCAGUAUUUUAUUUUACAGGAAGACUCUGCAAGCAGAGUGAGCUUUAGUUUCCGUCACCAGUUCCAGAAGAGGAAGUUAGGAGUUGAACUUCUCUUUUGGCUGCAGAAAUGCUGUGGUCAUUAUUCUGUGACAUCACUGCCAUGUGUUCAGUGUGAAGCUUUGAAACGGAGAAAGGUCAAACGCUGUUAUUUAGUCCUAACAGUUGCUCUUGGCAGCAGCUGCCACCACACUUCUUGGCUCUUUUGAGCCACAAGAAAGAAGUAAUGAAUAGAAACUUCAGAAACAAAAACAUUCAUGAAUGAUACAGAAACUGAAACAUGUACUAAUCCUAUUGGUAGAUGUGAAAUAACACUUUUUUGUCAUGUUAGGCUUUGAUUAUGAACAUGCUGCUGAGUAGCAAUAUUCCACUACUGCUUUCAAGCCACAAAUGUCUAAUCUGUAAAGCUCAAAGGUAUUUGCACACCUUUAAAUCUUUGAGUAUCUUUUGUUACAAGAUUCCUUAUUUUAUAAAUAUUUCUACUUGCAUGUA